Molecule: messenger RNA, 879 nt
Organism: Didymodactylos carnosus
Lineage: Eukaryota; Metazoa; Rotifera; Eurotatoria; Philodinida; Philodinidae
Source: the annotation of a GenBank genome assembly
AUGAUCAUAAUUCUCUGGUCUCCUGUAAAGUGCUAUGAUUCAUUAUUUACACUUAUGAAUUUGGGUACAGAAUAUCAACCACCAAGUAUAAAUGAUUUAUUAGGUUCAUCAGUUUCAACAACAGUUACUCAUUGUGCACAACUAUGUAAUCAAAAUCGAUAUUGUCGUGUAUUUAAUUUUAUUAACUCAACAUGUCAAUUAUAUCAAUCAGCUAAUGGUAAUAUUUUAAUGUCUUCUGAAUCAUUAUCAUCCGUAGUCGGAAGAAUUAAUUAUAGUUUAUUUGUUUUCUCCGCAUAUGGACAGUCAUGUGAUAAAUGUUUCAAUAGUCGUUAUUUAAUUUGUAUCAAUAAUUUAUGUGCAUGUCCUUCUACAAGUUAUUAUAACGGAACAUUUUGUCAGGAUCAAUUAUUAGUCAAUUCUACAUGUUCAUCGUCGUCACAAUGCAGACAAGAUUUAAAUUUAUUGUGUAUUGAACAAAAAUGCAAAGAUAUGAGUUAUCCCCAAUGGAAUACUACAGGAGUGACAGUUGCUGGCACAACAGGUAUCUCGGGAGGGACAAUGACUUUGUUAAACGAACCACACGGUUUAUUUAUUGAUCCAGCAACGGAUUUACUCUAUAUUGCCGAUAGAGAAAACCAUCGUAUUCAACAAUAUCAAUUUUUAACCAAUGAUACAUCAAUCAUAAACACUGUUGCUGGUACUAGUCAAGUUUCAGGGUGUGCAUUAAAUCUAUUGAAUUAUCCGACCGCUGUUAGUGUUGAUAAACAACAAAAUCUCUACAUAGCUGACGCGAGUAACAACAGAAUUCUCUAUUGGCCACAAGGAGCAACGGAUGGUGUUACUGUUGUCGGAUUCCCGAUUCGUCGACACGUUAAUUGA